Messenger RNA from Blepharisma stoltei, 1367 nucleotides. The record is from the annotation of a GenBank genome assembly. Lineage: Eukaryota; Ciliophora; Heterotrichea; Heterotrichida; Blepharismidae.
AUGAGCAUUAAUUUAUAUGCAAGAAAAAGAAGUACAAGCCCUAUAAAAAAUAGCAAAACAAUAGAUUCUGACGAGUCGACUUUCGCUGUUUUAUCUUCAAGUUUCUCUUCGAUGAAUUUGCCUUACAGGUCUUAUAAAAAGCAGAUGAAGAGCUUAAAGUCUCCUUUUGGGUGCAUAGAUAGAGACAUACAACGACCUAGGCAUAUUAUAUUUCCAAAAAAGAGCUCGUCAUUAAUUGACUCACAGAAUUCUAUUGAUAACUCCUCAGACAGAUCUUCAUUCUCAGGCAGCAAUUCGAAGCUAAUACAUAACAAUACAUACCAAAUUCACAUUAUUUCUGAAAAGGAAGCACUGUCUCCAAACCCUGCUUUUAAAAUUAAAGAAGCGACAAAAGUUGACGAUACGUCUAAUAGGAAAAUUGCAGAAAAAUUCAGCCAGCUUGAUAAAAACCAUCAAAAUUUUACAGUUUAUAGUGAAAUCUUUAAUUUGGUGAUUAAAAAAGAUAAAGAAUUUGGAUAUAUUUUUUUAAGGAUGCUAUCUAAUUUUUUAAAUUUAUUUUUAGAUGAGCAUUUAAUCAUCUGAGACAUAUAUUUAAAAAAAAAAAAAUCAAAGAUGUUUAUGAUGCAAUGAUUUUAAAACAAGAGCAUGACAAAAACCAAUCAAUCAAAGAAGAAGAAAAUAAGCACAAAAGCCUUUCAAUAGAGCAGUCAAUGCUAGAAGAAAUGAUAAGGGACCUAGAAAAAGACAAAAUCAAACUUGAAAAAGAGCUAGAAGUUAAGGAAAACGAAAUUAAAGAGCUAGUGCACCAAUGUACAAUAAUUCCAAGUAUAAUCAAUGAAAACCAAAGCUUGAAAAACCAUAUGAUAGAACUAGAAAAAAAUUUUGACAAAUCUUUUCAUUUCCCUGGCAUUGGAAUGAACGAAACCUUAAAUAAGAUUUCCCACGAAAAGUCAGCGUUCACAAGAAAGCCUAGCUCAAAGACCCAGUACCCUUUGCUUACUCCCCUCCGUAAGUGAACAAAACCAUUGGAAAAUCCCUAUUUUUUGCCCAAAAACCCACCCUCCGUGAGUGAACAAAAAUUUUUUUAAAUAAAAAAAUUUUUUAUGAAAAAAAAAAUUGAUAUAUAAGUCUCGAGUUAAUUCUGUUUAUUUUAAACAAAUUACGUUUUAAAACAUAAAUUUUAUAAAUUAAGUUAAUAUUUGCUUUCCAAUUUUUGCAAAUUAGAAUUUUUUUAAAAAAAAAAUUAACCCCCCUCUGUGGGUGAACCAAAUUUUUUUGUUCACUCACAGAGGGGGGGAGCUAAGAAAAAGACUUCUUGCUAUCUCAAGCUUCCUGACCUAUCAUUGCCGGUGAAGACAAAGCAAUAA